AGGCCUUUGAAAUUUACAUUUUUGGGCAUUGUCCAAAAUUUUUGAUUCAAGUCGAAUUUUUUCAUAUAGUAACUACUCGGAUAUUACUAAUAGCUUGUUAAUACGCUUUUGUUCUCGUAUAAUCGAAGGUUGAUUUGGAUGUACAGUAAUGGUCUUGGUGUGCAAUGAGUGGUUAAAAAACAAUAUAGAUGAAGACCAGACUCCAAGCCCAGCCCAGACAUCAGCAUCGGGAGCCGUCGGAUCAACAGCAUUAAACAGAACAGUCACAGCCGACGCGGCCACAGAAAUACCUCAGACGACCAGGUAUUUACCUGGAGAAGGACAAGAACCGAAUGUAAAGCAAAAGAAAUCGCAUUACGCUUUAAAUAUGGAAACUGAAAAAAAAGUGGAGCAGGACCAAUUUUUUCAUAUAAUGGAAAUAAGCGAUCAUAUGGCUGAUAGUAAUAACGAUACUUCUAUGGAGAACCAGGAAAAUAACAAUAUGGAAGUAUGUGAUUCCAACACAGUAUGUAUUGACCGACGUACGGCUGAAGUUUCCCAGCAUGCUAUAAAUAUGGCCAUGAACUCUGUCCUGAAUGCAAAUAACACCGGGGUUGGCGUUCGAGUAACUACUGCCUGCAGUCUAUUCAGCCCACUAGGGGUACUAAACAAUAGUCCUUUACAAAAGGAGGUGGCAACGGAAUGCGGAACUUUACAGGUCGCUUCCGUGCCCACAACUUCUACCGUAGAUCUAGACAUAGGAUCGGAAUCUGUCCCAACGGCAUGUAUGGGUGCUGCAAAAAUCGUACUACAUUGCGAAUCUAAGUCGCAUAAGUUUGAGACAAGAUCUAUAUUCUUGCAGCCGAACCAGGAUUGCAAGGUAGGUCGCCUUAUAGCUAAAAGCAAGGCAGGUGAGGGUAACGCUAUUUUUGACUGCAAAGUAUUGUCUAGAAACCAUGCCAUUCUGUGGUAUACUCCAGACGGUAAGUUCUGGGUCAAAGACACAAAAUCUAGCAACGGUACCUUUAUAAACGACAACAAGUUGGGCAGUGAUCCAGCGGAACUACAUUAUGGCGAUAUCGUCAAAUUCGGCGUUGAGGUAAUUGAGAACUCACGUCAGGAGGUGCACGGCUGUAUCCUAGCCCGUGUCGCCCUGUUUCUACCCAACGGGCAAGAGGCCAUUUCGGUUGAGGCAGAGCAAAUGCUUUUGACCGUGACUAAUCGAAUCAGCUUUGAUGAAGUGCAGCGCCUUAACGCGUUUCUCCAAGAGGCUGCACAAAGAGAAAAGUCUCUGAAAGCUAAAUUAAGCAGCUUGCAAGGCGUCCUUGAUACUACGAGAAAAAAUUCUUCAAUGUGUUGGCAAAGCAUGAUUACUGAAGACCAAUUGCUGCACAAAAUAAAUCUUCUGGAAAAGAAAAUACAAAUGAUGGAAAAGAACAUACCAGAAAAUGCACUUCGAAACGAGAUUGUAAAACUUCUUGAGGACAAAACAACGUAUCAGUUAACUGCUAAAGAGGCCCUGCGAAAGGUCUAUCAGGAACGCUGCGAUGCUAUGCAAAUGCUCUCUAAGAUGGAGAUGGCCUACGCCACUUCUGAUAACGAAUGUGGCAUACUUCGCGCUCAAGUUAUAACACUAAAGGAAACAUUGAAUGACUUUAAUUCCCGGUUAGAGGAACUUCAGCAGGAGUACAUGGAAUUCAAGAAGGAGUCAGUACGCCAAGAACAAGAGUCUAUGGAACAAAAAUCUCGCAGUUUGGAGUUGCUAAAUAUGAAGCUAUCGACUCAAGAGCGCGAGCUUAAGGAGCUUCGUGUACAGGCGUCGCGAGACCAUCAAGUUAUAUCCGAGCAUGAUACUGAAAAGUUUAAGGAACAAAUUGACUUAAAACAUCUAGAUACAAUAAAUCUUAACGAUGAUCAUGACCACGAUCAUGCUGUAGGUGAGGAGGCGCUAAAUGAAAAAGAUUAUAAUGAAAGUUCAGACGAUGAUAUUUUGUCUGUGUCUCAAGAUAAAGAUGUGUUAGAUAUUGAACAGCAAACAGCAGAUUCUGUAUUGCAAGAAAAGGUAAAACUAUGUAAUCCCGAUUUACAGCAGGUCAGCUUUAAAUCGAGCGUUUUAAAAUUGCUAAAGAACUCAGAUCUUGGUAAGGGCGAAGAAGGCUCUUCAGUUCUUAAAGCUAUUUUUAAUUGUGACGAUGAAGGCAUUGAAUGUAAAGUUAAGGAGGAUAUGAAAAAGGCUUUAGUUGCAACAGAGUUCGUUAGCAGAAAUACAUCUGAAAUCGUGCAUCACUUUACAAAUUAUUCUGCAAGUCCACAACUUUUAGAAGAUUCGACUGCAGAGAUUUCAUCAGCCCUUCAUUUGGAAAGUAAGAAAGAGUUUGUAGACAAUAAGGAAAAUCUUGAUAUUCCAAAUGCAUUAUCAACUGAACAGACUAUUGAUAUGUUACAAGAUGAAUGCUAUACUUACAAGAAGAAAAUAGCCCAUUCAACAAAUGAAAUACACUUCCUGCAAGCGCAGAUUGAGCUAUUAAAGAAGCAGCUUGAAAAAGACGUACCUCAUAAUUUUAAAACAAGUUUGCAGAAUCUCAGUGAGGAAAGUAGUUUACCGCGUGAGACUUUAAAACUAAUUGAUAAUCGAGAUAGCCGAGAAGAUGUUUGGGACCAGGAUAUAGAAACCAUUAAUAACCCCAAAGAAGAAAUGGAAGAAGAAUUAAUUGUUUACAAGGAACUUCUUGAAAAUUCGGAACUUAAAAACAUGCAGCUUCGUAAAGAGAUCUCGGAGCUGCACUCUAAGCAAAAACACAUGCCGUUUUUUAAACAAGGGUUACUAAGCCGCUUUCUACCUCUUGGCUGUAUUGCCAUCGGUCUGCUCAUAUAUUUUCUUUCCAGUCGAAUUUAAGCGCCAUUCUUAUAGCUAAUGAGGAAAACUUGCAUAUUAAAAGCUAUUACUUUAAACAAUUAUUAUACAUUGGGACGGCAGUAGCUAAUGCUUGCGUUAUCGUCAAACUUAAUUACAUAUUUAUUUUCCUUUGUUUUCAAAAUCACUUCAAGCUCAAAAUUAAAGUAAUAAUAUUAAAAUAAUAAACCAGAGACAACAUUAUUAUCCAAAGUAA
This is a messenger RNA of Drosophila yakuba, 3089 nucleotides long. RefSeq names its product sarcolemmal membrane-associated protein (gene Slmap). The record is from RefSeq and is a predicted model, not a curated record. The coding region runs from base 149 to 2875 and encodes 908 amino acids. Lineage: Eukaryota; Metazoa; Arthropoda; Insecta; Diptera; Drosophilidae. The transcript has 3 exons. Gene Ontology annotation, molecular function: protein binding.